Molecule: messenger RNA, 897 nt
Organism: Trematosphaeria pertusa
Lineage: Eukaryota; Fungi; Ascomycota; Dothideomycetes; Pleosporales; Trematosphaeriaceae
Exons: 1
Coding region: 1-897 (298 amino acids)
Source: RefSeq, a predicted model, not a curated record
AUGGCCUCGGCCGCGCCCGCUUGCGCCGAUCCAAGCGUGCCUGCGGCGGACGGUACCUGCUACUUCUUCCGGCUGCCGCGCGAGUUGAGAGAUCAGGUCUAUGAUUACGCGCUGUAUGCGCCAGACGGCCUCUUCUACCAAUACCGCCCGUUCGACACCGUUUUCCCGUUCUUCGCAUCAGAGGAGGAUACGAGAGAUUCCAUCCAACCGGAAAUCAAUCAACUCAAAUACGUCUGCCGCCAGCUCCACGCUGAAACCAAGGGUCUUGUGCUCAAAGUGAACGAGGCCGUCAACUUCACCCGCUUCUCAAUUGCACACCCUAGCACAGUCGAGCAAUUCCAGCGCCUCUGGGAGUCGUGCGGGACCAAUACCCGGAGCUGUAUCCGCGCCAUAUACCUGCCAGCAGAGGAUGGUGCAGUUGGGCAAGAUGCCAAUGCUGCCCUGCCGCGGCCACGCUCGAACGUAUUCCCCAUAAUCGAUCUCUGCCGCGCCCAUCCAGACGUCCAGGUCAACGUGCGUCUGAACCGUGUUCCUGUGCCCCGCGAGUCUGGCCUCCAUCCAGGCUUUAUGCUCCUCAACGAUGCGCGGGAUCUUCUCGAAAUUUUCCGAGGAAAAGACAUCAAUGGGUGGGUGCCAUAUGUGCAGAUGGACGCUGAAGGAAGAUCCGCUAUGCGCUACUAUAGGCGAGAGAGGUGGAGGAGCGGCAGAAGAGCGGAGGAGCUCCGUGUAUCGAAUCUAAGGUUCUGGCCUGAGCAGCGAGAGUUCGAUGAAGAGGAGUUCGUGGAAGUGGCCAAGAUGUUCGGAAUGUUCGACAAUGGGCCGGUAAGGUGGCCGACGUCUGAAGAGGUGAGCAAGAUGGCAGACUUGCUUCGGGAGUGGCAUGAGCAUGGCUUCUAG